AUGGCGGCUCGGCCGAGGCGGCAUCGUUCGCGAUAUGCAAAGCUUCCACGGGGUGAUUUUUGUGAUGGCGCUAAGAAGACAACUGACAAGCACUCUUGUACGACUUCUAUGGAGUGGGACACGCAGGUAGGGAACGGGUCUUCGCCGCUCGGCCCCGCAGGCCUGGGGACGGAGGAGCUGCCCUCCAGCCUGCGGUUGCCGUCCUGGCUGCAGCCCGAGAGGUGCGCCGCGUUCCAAUGCGCACAGUGCUACGCCGUGCUCGCUGACUCUGUGCACCUCGCCUGGGACCUGCCGCGGUCCCUCGGAGCCGUGGUCUUCUCCAGAGUCACCAAUAACGUGGUUUUGGAAGCUCCCUUCCUAGUUGGCAUUGAUGGUUCGCUCAAAGGCAGCACUUACAACCUUUUAUUCUGUACUUCCUGUGGGAUUCCCAUUGGUUUCCAUUUGUCACUUUUGCCUGUCCAGUGA
Messenger RNA from Neomonachus schauinslandi (Hawaiian monk seal), 465 nucleotides. RefSeq names its product protein Mis18-beta-like. The transcript is spliced from 2 exons. Gene Ontology annotation, cellular component: chromatin; chromosome, centromeric region; nucleus. The record is from RefSeq and is a predicted model, not a curated record. The coding region runs from base 1 to 465 and encodes 154 amino acids. NCBI's taxonomy places the organism in Eukaryota, Metazoa, Chordata, Mammalia, Carnivora, Phocidae. Gene Ontology annotation, biological process: CENP-A containing chromatin assembly; chromosome segregation.